This is a messenger RNA of Styela clava, 4255 nucleotides long. NCBI's taxonomy places the organism in Eukaryota, Metazoa, Chordata, Ascidiacea, Stolidobranchia, Styelidae. The record is from RefSeq and is a predicted model, not a curated record.
UUCAAAUCCCAUUAUGCUUAAACAAUUCAUGCUCAACAAUGUGGAACACCUUGUGAAAUACCCAUAUGAGGCAAUGAAACUAGUAAGAAUGGGGAGUUUUCCUGUGAAGGCAAAUGGGAAAUCAAUUCUGCGCCCUCAUCCGAUCGCUCUGUAUCCCCCGGUUUGGAGCCGCUUGACUAAAUACUUUGGUCGUGGUUAGAUUAUUUUUGAUUCCAGGAUACAAUGAAUGGCAAGGUUGGCAUUAAGAAAACCAAUUAUCCUAAAUUAAAAUGAGUGACAGAACCUAGUUUUAAUUGAACAUGGUGCUGCUGCUUGGAUUUGUUGACUAAUAGCGUAAAACUGAUUUGAUAUAAAGUAUUACCUGUAGCAGAACACGUAAACAGCUUUUAAAGUGUACCGAUUUGUGCAUGUAAUUACAGCAUCAGGAAAUUAUCAUAUGCACUGGAAGUCUUAGCAGAGUAUGUUAUGUAUAUCUCAUUGUGAUUUUUGAUUUGAUAAAUUAUUUAGUACUAUAUCGUCACAUAUAAGCCUAGUUUAAAACUAGAGAAAAGUUGCCAAAAUAGUGGGUUGGCAUAUAUGUGCAUAUUUCUGAUUUUUAGGGACUUGGGGAAUAUCAUUGUGAGUAUUUGCUUAGUUUCGUCCGGUGAAUAUUAUCAGUAUUUGCUUAGUUUCGUCUGGUGGAGAACCUCUAAAAUUCAACUUCAUAAGAAUUCUAUUUCAGUCCACAUCUUGAGGAAAAAUAUGAGAAAAUUAGUGGUUGCUACAUUUUUCCAGUUUGACAUAGCCUUUCCCAUUUACACUUUGGAAGUUGUAGCCACAUUGUGGUAUAUAAGCCAGAGUUAUAUUACAGGGUGACCUAUGUAAGUAGUCUUAGUUUUAAAAACAUAUAUUGAUUCUAUGCCAGGGUUGAUUUUGUAUAGUACCGGUAUUAAGAAAUUAGUGGUUGCCAUAUUUCCUAUGUAUAGCCUUCCCAAACAAUAAUUUGGGAGUUGAAGCCACAUAAGGCUUUAUAAGCCUGAGUUUGACAAUUUGCCUUUUUCAAGGUUUUCAUGCAUGUUUUACAUAUGUAUAUGUGGCAUAAUAUUUUUAUUUCUAAUUCUAUUAUAUAGGUGGAAAAUAUGCUUUUAUCAAUUACACAGAAAAAAACAAUAAAACAUUUGAAAAAAAGAAAUGGUCGAAAUGCUUUGUGCAAUCCCUGGCUUUUCUGAAGGCAGCAAGAAUUACUGAUUUGUUUUUCAGUCUAAUUUUCUCAUUCUGCUGUGCUGCUUGGAGUCUCUUUUUUUGUAUCGGUUUUGUUUUUUCUACAUUUAUUUUUUCAAUUACAUAUAUUUGUUCGACGUCUUUCUAUUCUACAUGUAUCAAAGUUAGACUUUUACCAUGGGUGUCGCUGCUCGAUAACCAACAUUAUUUUUUUCGCGUCACCCUUCACUAUAAAAUGCCUUUUUCAUGUUUUUUUCCUUGUUUUUAUAAUACACAUUGUCCCACUACAGCAUAUGCGGAUUACUGCUUGAUCUAAUUAAAUCUUAUUUAACAAAGCGUCAACAAUUCAAUUAAUCAAAUGGUCAUAAAUCUUAUUAUUAAUAUGCAUCUUGUGGGUAGCACUCUUGGCCCCCUAGUGUUUUUAGGCUACCUCAUUGACCUUCCUACUUCCACCGCAUUUGAUACCACACUAUUCGCUGAUGAUACAGCUCUGCUCGACUGCCCCAAGUAUUGUAGAUCUUCAACACUCUAUGAAUAACUUGAAAAUAAAGCAAAUUGAACACUGGUUAAAACUAAAUAAAUUGUCGCUUAACUAUUCAAAAACAAAUUUCAUGGCUUGUGGGUCUAUGAAAAAAAUAAGGUACGAAAACUUCAAAUUAGAAGUUGGCACGAUUAGUAAGUACUAUAAAAUAUUUGAGAAUUGUCCUGGGUGAAAAACUUAUGGAAAAUCACAUAUAUUACCUUCCAAAAAAAAAACUUUCCCGAUCACUUGGAAUGCUAUAUAAAUCAAUGAGGUUUGUUAAUCUUAAACUCCUAAAAUAGUUUAUAAUAGCCUGGCCUUUUCACAUUUUUGAUAUGGUGUAUUAAGUGACAUAAACUGCUUUAAAACCUCUUGUUGUUUUAUUUUUUAUUAACUUAUUACCACAAUAAUUUGUUGUUGUAUGUGAGCUGAACUAGUAAAGUUGAAGCUAACUUCUAAUAGAUAAACGCGCUUUUUAUGCAUUUUAUCCUUGAUAAAAAAACAAACUAAUAUUUUCAGAUCUUAGUUUAACGCUUAAAUUGUAAGAGCCUGUUAGUGUAUGAAGAUGAAUUCAAAAGUAAUGAACCAGGUUAGAGCAAAACAGUCAGAUCGUCUCAUGACAUCAUAUGACAGGUUUAAAGAGAAAGGGUUUCUUUGCGAUUUCAACAUCAACGUCGGUGAAAAAUCAUUCCGAGUGCAUCGUACUGUCUUGGCAGCCUCUUCAGAAUACUUUGAAUCCAUGUUUUCAAGUAACUUGAAAGAAGUUCAUGACGGUCACAUUAAUAUGAAGGAUGUCGAUCUGGAUGGGAUCGCACAAUGUGUAGAGUUCAUGUAUAAAGGAAAGGCAGAUUUGAAAAUAGAAAACAUUCAGCAUAUCCUGCAUGCUUCCAAUCUUUUACAAAUGGUGGAAUUAACGAAUCUUUGUUUUCAAUUCUUGGAAAUUAACAUUUCUCCAAUAAAUUGUCUCUCUGUAAUCAACUUGGCCCAAAUGUAUGACCGUCGUGAUAUAAAACAACAAGCCGUACAGGUCGUGAUUGAUAAUUUCGAAUCUGUUAUUUCUUCCGAGAUGUUUCCAUUCAUCACCAAAUCAGAUCUCUUGCUUUACAUAAGUAACCAGACUUACCAAACAUUAUGGAAAGCUGUGGUAACAUGGGCAAAAGGAAAAGAUAAAAUAGAUGUUUCUGAACUCUUUAAGAUUGAGCAAUUUCCCUUCAAAUUUCUUCUGGAAACUGUCCUCAAAGAACCCAUUGUUAAGAACAAUAAAACAGCUGAGAAAUCCGUAAUCACUGCAUUGUUUUCUGACGUCAAAAAACUUGAGACAAACCUUGAUAUUGACAACUGCUUUAUCUUGAAGAAUCUCUCUGAAACCAAUCAAACUCCUAUACAAGCGACAGUAAAAGAUUCCAUUAUUCUAUUCUUGGAGACAAAUUUUGAACAAAUUAGCAAGAAAAAGGAAUUUCUUGAUAUCAGCAAGGAUGACAUACUGAGACUUUUCAAAUCUUCAGAAACAAAGUAUUCUUCUGAGGCUGUCAAAUAUGAGGGGAUGAUGAAAUGGGUGAAACAUGAUGUCAAAAACAGAAGAAAAAUCUUCCAAGAUCUAUUUAGCUUGCUGAAACUUGGAGAUUUAUCUCUCGAAUUCCUAAAAGAGACAGUUCGAAUUGAACCCUUAGUGAAAAAAUCAGAUAAAUGCAAUGAUUUGCUUAUCGAUGAAAUAUUUUCACGAGCAUCUUUAAAAGCUGAAGAAAAGCCGAAGGCAGAGCAACCUUUGGCUCUACCAGUUUCAAAGGAUGAUGAGGAAGGAUCUUCUGUCAUUGGAGGGGCAUCUGGUUAUGGCACUGCCAGUUCCAGACCAGCUAAUGGUGCAGAAUCUCAGUCUCCAAGUCAAACUACUUCUGAUCUAAGAGUCAUCAACCAACAACCAUCUGAUGGGAAGUGGUCAUGGGAUUGGUUGCAAAAAUCACUGCCAGGAUAUGAAGGAGAUUGGACUCAUGUCAUCACCUACUCAUUUCCUGCUGGAAGUCUGAAGGUGAGUUAUGAAACAAAUUUAUUUGUCGGUUGAGAAAUAAAUUAUAGAUUUAUUGGAAUCAAGAUUCCCAUUCAAGAAGGUUGUUGUUCUUAAUAUUAAUCCCCAUUGCACAUUAGUAAUUGUAUUGUGAAUUUCUUGAAUUUCAUUUCUUGAUUCAGUAAGGGGUCACAAAUAUAUAUCGUAUUGUCAAUUAGAAAGCAAAAUCAUUAUAUUAUAUAGGUCAAAAUUUACUAAAUACAACGUGAUGUGAACAAAAACGUGGAUGGAAAAUAGAAAAUUUUCUGUCAUACCCUUUGAUUUCAUUAAUGCUCCAAAUAUGGUGAUUUUGAUAUAUUGGCAAAGACAUCCCUUAUAAUAGUACUUUCAUGUUACUUUUUUAUGCGAUGCUUAUUCAUGCCUUUUGCUCGGAACAAGGCCCUAUACAAGCAGCCACAAAUAUUUAGUAGGGUGGUUCACGUAACCACUGGUCUGUUACAGCCUCCUCCACCAUCAAGUCCAGGCUUCCGAAA